AUGAAUAAUCAAAGACCUCCACGAUUGAACCAGCUGUCUAAAGCUGCUGGGAGAAAAAGAGCGAUGAUUCGGAAAAAAAACGAAAGCAAAAACAAACGAACGCUUUUAGAUUGCGUUCGUUGGACAAAAAUCGAAGAUUUUUGUCCAACGAGCAAGCAGUUCAAUGAUAUUGAGAUCGGUAUCAAUGACUCUAAUGAGUUGCCAGACCAUAAUUCUGACAAACUUUUUCUUGCCGAUGACAUCGAUGACUCCCAAAUAACAUCAUCACAUUUAAAAAAAAGUCAGUUGGAUUUUGUACUUGAUUGUCACAAUGACCAACAAAUUUAUAAAAGUGAUCUUUUUCUAUACCAAUGGAAAUCAAUAUUAGACACUGAUCGAACGAAUAUAAUUCUGAUGGGACCUUCUUCAAAUCCUAGCAAUUUUCCACGAGAUCAAAAAGAACGCAAAUUCCCUACUUAUAUCUUUUUAGAGGAACAAAGAAACGGAGAAAAAGUUAGAAGAGAUUGGCUCGUUUGGAGUAAGGCUGUGGCAUCACUCUUUUUUUUCCCUUGCUCCCUUUUUGGAUCGCCUAAUUUAACCAGACCCGGUGUUCAAUCCAGUUUGUUGUCUUGGAAUGGAAGUAUACAUUAA
Messenger RNA from Hydra vulgaris (swiftwater hydra), 630 nucleotides. NCBI's taxonomy places the organism in Eukaryota, Metazoa, Cnidaria, Hydrozoa, Anthoathecata, Hydridae. The record is from RefSeq and is a predicted model, not a curated record.